Messenger RNA from Daphnia magna, 1007 nucleotides. It is a transcript of the gene BBS1, whose product is annotated as Bardet-Biedl syndrome 1 protein homolog. Gene Ontology annotation, biological process: non-motile cilium assembly; protein localization to cilium. The transcript is spliced from 5 exons. The record is from RefSeq and is a predicted model, not a curated record. NCBI's taxonomy places the organism in Eukaryota, Metazoa, Arthropoda, Branchiopoda, Diplostraca, Daphniidae. The coding region runs from base 303 to 908 and encodes 201 amino acids. Gene Ontology annotation, cellular component: axoneme; BBSome; centrosome. Gene Ontology annotation, molecular function: smoothened binding; patched binding.
GCGGAAAUUACUCAACUAGCUGCUUUAUCACGCUCUACUCCAGACAUUUCUUGUUCAUCAUUGCUGUUAGUAGGCACUGGACACAAUUCACUGUUGAUUAUCGAUCCGCAGACUUUCAACGCCAUCAAUAGAACUUCCGGAUGUACCUACGUCUAUCAAAAGUAGUGGGUAUUAUGACACGGAAGCUGUUAUAUUGAUCGGCACGCCAGAAGCAGGUGUCUUCAUACUGCGAUCCGAUCAGAAGCCUAUACAAGCCAAACCAUUUUUGCCACCGAGAUCACCGAUAGUGGAAAUUGCUUUUAAUGGAACUACCGGUUGCCAUCGCGACCAGUGAUCACACUAUUAGAUAUUACACUUUGCAGGGACAAGAGUUGCGCAAAAUUGCCGUUGACACUUUUAUAUUGACAAUUACGUGGAUCCAAUCGACGAAUCAGGAACUUUGCCUUUUGGCUGUAUCACUUGCCAACGGACAAGUUCAUUUCUAUCGGCAGGGUAUUCUUGUAGAACAGUUGCAUUUCAAAACGUAUAUCAUCUCGAUGACGUUUGGUCGGUAUGGAAGAGAAGACGGCACUUUAGUUAUGGUUUCCAAAGAUGGUGAGCUGUUUGUGAAAAUUCUUAAUCGUGGGUAUAAAAUGGCCCAGCAAACGGAUUUGAAAAGCAAUAAAUCAUCCGUCUCCAUUUGUAAGAAAAAAGCUCUUGGGCCAGCAAAGACGAAGCUAUUUGUUGAUCAAACGAUGCGAGAAAAAGAAGAUCCAGCAAAAAUGUAUCAGCUCUUUCAAGAAGGAAUGUGCCGCUUACAUCUAAGAGCUCUACGCGACUGGUUGAAUUUAUCUUCAAGUACGAAAGCAGAUGUAGAACAGUUCGACCGGAAGAAAGCCGAUGCCUACAUCUUGUUGCGAAACUGUUAGGUUCUGGGUCCCGGUUUAUGUUGCAUCUUUUACUGCAGAAUAUCAGCGAUCAAGUUAUCGAUAGCCUAACAAUCAUGCUGCAAGUCAACGAUGGUAAAC